AUGGAUGAGCAAUUUAUUGCGAACCGAAAAGUUCUUAACAUGAAGAAGGUCUCCCAUAAGAACCUGAUCCAAAUCUACAACUACUUCAAAUCGCCGGAUCGAGUCUAUUUGGUAAUGGAAAUGAUGUCUACAACGCUCGCAUCUGUCAUGGAGUCAACUGGAGAGAUCGAAGAAUACGACGCUUCAAGGAUUAUGAAGGAGAUUGGAGAUGGAUUGGCGUACUGCCACCGGAAGAAACUCAUUCAUAGAGACUGCAAACCGGAGAACAUCCUGAUAAGCGAGAGGGACUUGAAGUUGGGGGACUUUGGGGUCUCGACCUUCGAGGAAGGUGGGACCGUAUGUGGGACCUCCGCCUUCAUGGCCCCCGAGAUGUUUCUCGGCGAAUCCCACAGCUUCGUAGUUGAUUCUUGGGCGAUGGGUUGCGUGCUCUACGAGAUGUUAACAGCGAAGAGAGCGUUCAAUGGACCGGUUGGAAGAGUGGAGAAAAAGGGAGAUAGAUGGAAAAUUGACACGAAAAUCUCGUUCAGUCCGGACAUCAGCGAGGUUCUAGCUGGUUUACUCCAGUUCAAACCAAAAUAUAGAUGGAAUAUGCAACAACUGCUCUCAUCCAAUUGGCUAUUCGCGCAAGACGAGAAAAGAGAGCAAGAGAUUACCUAA
Caenorhabditis remanei is the source of this 657-nucleotide messenger RNA. RefSeq lists its product as uncharacterized. The coding region runs from base 1 to 657 and encodes 218 amino acids. Gene Ontology annotation, molecular function: protein serine/threonine kinase activity; ATP binding. Gene Ontology annotation, cellular component: autophagosome; cytoplasm. NCBI's taxonomy places the organism in Eukaryota, Metazoa, Nematoda, Chromadorea, Rhabditida, Rhabditidae. The record is from RefSeq and is a predicted model, not a curated record. Gene Ontology annotation, biological process: peptidyl-serine phosphorylation; autophagy; protein autophosphorylation. The transcript is spliced from 3 exons.